This is a messenger RNA of Cricetulus griseus (Chinese hamster), 951 nucleotides long. Lineage: Eukaryota; Metazoa; Chordata; Mammalia; Rodentia; Cricetidae. The record is from RefSeq and is a predicted model, not a curated record.
AUGGGAGGCACCAACCAGUCUGUGGUCUCUGAGUUCCUCCUCCUGGGACUCUCCAGGCAGCCUCAGCAGCAUCAGCAGCUCCUCUUCCUGCUUUUCCUCAUCAUGUACCUGGUCACUGUCCUGGGAAACCUGCUCAUCAUCCUGGCCAUCGGCACAGACUCCCACCUGCACACCCCCAUGUACUUCUUCCUCAGCAACCUGUCCUUUGUGGAUGUCUGCUUCUCCUCCACAUCUGUCCCCAAGGUGCUGGCCAACCACAUACUCAGGAAUCAAGCCAUUUCCUUCUCUGGGUGUCUCAUGCAAAUUUACUUUCUGUGUGUGUUUGCUGUCAUGGACAAUUUCCUGCUGGCUGUGAUGGCCUAUGACCGUUUUGUGGCCAUAUGCCACCCUUUACACUAUACAACCAAGAUGACCCAUCAGCUCUGUGUCUUGCUGGUGGUCGGGUCAUGGGUGUUAUCCAGCCUGAAUGCUCUGUUGCACACACUGCUCAUGGCUCGACUUUCAUUCUGUGCAGACAACAUCAUUCCCCAGUACUUCUGUGAAGUGACUCCCCUCCUGAAACUCUCCUGCUCUGACACACACCUCAAUGAGCUAAUGAUUCUUUUUGUUGCAGGGCUGUUAAUGAUAGCCCCGUUUGUUUGCAUCCUCGUGUCUUAUGUCCUUAUUGCUUGUGCAGUCCUGAGAGUCUCAUCCAUAAGUGGAAGGUGGAAGGCCUUCUCCACCUGCAGCUCCCAUCUGGCUGUGGUCUGCCUCUUCUAUGGCACCAUCAUAUCCCUGUAUUUCAACCCCUCCUCCUCUCACUCAGCUGGGAGUGACAUGGCAGCUGCUAUGAUGUACACAGUGGUGACCCCCAUGCUGAACCCUUUCAUCUACAGCCUGAGGAACAGGGACCUGAAAGGAGCCUUAAUGAAAGUGCUUACCAUGAAAUUUUUAUCUUCUCGCCGAUGUUGA